This is a messenger RNA of Budorcas taxicolor (takin), 1479 nucleotides long. It is a transcript of the gene KCTD8, whose product is annotated as potassium channel tetramerization domain containing 8. The record is from RefSeq and is a predicted model, not a curated record. The transcript is spliced from 2 exons. Lineage: Eukaryota; Metazoa; Chordata; Mammalia; Artiodactyla; Bovidae. Gene Ontology annotation, molecular function: protein binding. Gene Ontology annotation, biological process: regulation of G protein-coupled receptor signaling pathway; protein homooligomerization. The coding region runs from base 1 to 1416 and encodes 471 amino acids.
AUGGCUUUGAAGGACACGGGCAGCGGCGGCGGCACCAUCCUGCCCAUCAGCGAGAUGGUCUCCUCGUCCAGCUCACCCGGCGCUUCGGCAGCCGCCGCCCCGGGGCCCUGCGUGCCCUCGCCCUUCCCCGAGGUGGUGGAGCUGAACGUAGGGGGCCAGGUCUAUGUGACCAAGCACUCGACGCUGCUCAGCGUCCCGGAUAGCACUCUGGCCAGUAUGUUCUCGCCUUCCAGCCCCCGGGGCGGCGCCCGACGCCGGGGCGAGCUGCCCAGAGACAGCCGGGCGCGCUUCUUCAUCGACCGGGACGGCUUCCUCUUCAGGUACGUGCUGGAUUAUCUGCGGGACAAGCAGCUCGCGCUGCCGGAGCACUUCCCCGAGAAGGAGCGGCUCCUACGGGAGGCCGAGUACUUCCAGCUCACCGACCUGGUCAAGCUGCUGUCGCCCAAGGUCACCAAGCAGAACUCGCUCAACGACGAGGGCUGCCAGAGCGAUCUGGAGGACAACGUCUCACAGGGCAGUAGCGACGCGCUGCUGCUGCGCGGGGCGGCGGCCGCCGCACCCUCGGGCCCGGGAGCGCACAGCGGCAGCAGCGCGCAGGACAAGCGCUCGGGCUUCCUCACACUCGGCUACCGCGGUUCCUACACCACCGUGCGAGACAACCAGGCGGACGCCAAGUUCCGGCGCGUGGCGCGCAUCAUGGUGUGCGGACGCAUCGCUCUGGCCAAGGAGGUGUUCGGUGACACGCUCAACGAGAGCCGCGACCCUGACCGGCCGCCUGAGAAGUACACGUCCCGCUUCUACCUCAAGUUCACCUACUUGGAGCAGGCAUUCGAUCGCCUAUCCGAGGCCGGCUUCCACAUGGUGGCGUGUAACUCCUCGGGCACCGCCGCCUUCGUCAACCAGUACCGCGACGACAAGAUCUGGAGCAGCUAUACCGAGUACAUCUUCUUCCGACCACCUCAGAAAAUAGUGUCACCUAAACAAGAACACGAAGAUAGGAAACAUGACAAAGUCACGGAUAAAGGAAGUGAGAGUGGGACUUCCUGUAAUGAGCUCUCCACUUCCAGUUGCGACAGCCACUCAGAGGCGAGCACUCCCCAGGACAACAACCCGCCCAGUGCCCAGCAGGCGACAGCUCACCAACCUAACACCUUAACUUUGGAUCGUCCUUCCAAAAAAGCACCUGUGCAAUGGAUGCCCCAACCAGACAAACGCAGAAACAGUGAACUCUUUCAGACGCUCAUCAGCAAGUCCCGGGAAACCAAUCUUUCCAAAAAGAAAGUCUGUGAGAAGCUAAGUGUGGAAGAAGAAAUGAAAAAGUGUAUUCAGGAUUUUAAAAAAAUCCACAUUCCAGAUUAUUUUCCAGAGCGCAAACGCCAGUGGCAAUCUGAACUGUUACAGAAGUACGGGUUAUAGUAACGGUCACAUCCCUGCAGUGUUUCAAUGACGUUCAGUGUUUACCGGUGUCACCACCUGACU